This is a messenger RNA of Stylophora pistillata, 1113 nucleotides long. RefSeq lists its product as uncharacterized. NCBI's taxonomy places the organism in Eukaryota, Metazoa, Cnidaria, Anthozoa, Scleractinia, Pocilloporidae. The record is from RefSeq and is a predicted model, not a curated record.
UUAAAAUCUUUGGGCUCACCGGGUUUCCUCACUGGCGUAUUACACCUUAAAGAUUAGGCUAAGGUUGCCAAAUCUUCUUGGAAGGUGUCUCAAGGCUUCGAAUUGGCUAUAUGGCUCUGGCGGGGAGAAAUACACUGAGAACUCGCCUCAGACGAUUUCCUCAAGAUGUUCGAGAGGAGCUUAACGGGAUUGUACCUCGCAGCUCUUGGCAGGCGCUGACAAGAGAAUUUAGUAUAAAUAUGUACACUGCUUUGAAGCCUGAAGCACUUGAUCUCAUCCCCAAUCUCGUUGAUUGCAGCUAUGAAGAGUUUCGGGAAGAUGUGAGAGAGCGGAUGGAGAUUUUGAAGGAGAUGGAUACAGGAGAUAAUCAGUCAUUCAAAGGGAAGAGCAAAGUUGGAUUCCACAGCUAUUUUUACAGGUUUUGGCUUGUUGGUCAGCGACGUCCGGACGGUCUGUACGACAUCGUGUUUGCCCACAUUGCCCGAAAGGAAGAAUUUGAUUUAUUUCUUAGCCUGAAAAAAAUCAUGAAGGGUUCGGCUCAUGCGACAGCCACAGCUCCUCCUAUAGUUGCAGAUCUAGUGGCCCGACUUUCUAAGCGGACGUGCGAGUAUGUUCUUGCUGGUAUUAUUGGAGGGGAUGAGGAUGAAACACCAUCACAACCAGAACCAACUAGAGCACUAACCAAUGAACCGUCAGGAAGCCCUUAUACUGACCUCACUCAGCACCUGGGAGACCGCCUCACUGAUUAUGAAAUGGUAGAGGACCUCAUUGAGAGAGGAAUGCUGGCAGAGAGGGAGGAUGGUACACUGUACAUCCAACUCGAGUGACAAAGUUGAAAGGGAAAGCAAGUUGUAUUGUUUGCAGUGACUGUAGCAUUAUAGCAUGUUACUCAAUAUUGCACACCAACCCAAAGACGUAGUUAAAUUUCAAUUAUUAUAAUGCUUAGUGUGAGUGGUACAACUAUUUAAGAGAUAACUUGCACGUAUCCGUUAUAAUCAUCAAUGUAUCAGUAAAGCGGCGAAAGGUUUCAUUGUCAUGUUUGUAUUUUCCGAUGCAAUCGAAUUUACUUUGCCAUAAAGUAGAAGUGCGGUCUUCUCUUAAUAAAACUUAUGU